Messenger RNA from Struthio camelus australis, 2529 nucleotides. The record is from RefSeq and is a predicted model, not a curated record. NCBI's taxonomy places the organism in Eukaryota, Metazoa, Chordata, Aves, Struthioniformes, Struthionidae.
AUGCAGUCCCUCUGCAGCCUGCCCAUUGUGCGGUACCAGGAACAGCAGGAGGAGGACGGGCUGGAGGACAUGACCCAGCUGGAGGACCUCCAGGAAGCCGCUGUGCUGAGCAACAUCCGGACACGGUUCGAACGCCAGCUCAUCUAUACCUACAUCGGCAGCAUCCUGGUUUCGGUCAAUCCCUAUCGGCUGUACAACAUCUACGGGACGGAGCAGGUGCUGCAGUACGAGGGCAGGGCCCUGGGCGAGAACCCGCCGCACCUCUUUGCGAUUGCAAACGUCGCCUACACUAAAAUGAUGGAUGCCAAACACAACCAGUGUAUCGUCAUCAGCGGGGAGAGUGGCUCAGGGAAGACAGAAGCCACCAAGCUGAUCCUGCGCUACCUGGCAGCCGUCAGUCAGAAACGCAGCACAGCUCAGCAGAUAGAGAUCUUGGAGGCAACCCCCUUGCUGGAAUCCUUCGGCAAUGCCAAAACCGUGAGGAAUGACAAUUCCAGCAGGUUUGGGAAAUUUGUGGAAAUCUUUCUGGAAGACGGCUUGAUUUGUGGUGCCAUAACCUCGCAGUACCUGCUGGAGAAAUCCCGCGUGGUGUUUCAGGCCAAAAAUGAGCGCAACUACCACAUCUUCUAUGAGAUGCUGGCCGGCCUCCCUGCCCAGCAGCGGCAGAAAUACUGCCUCCAGGACGCAGAGACCUACUACUACCUGAACCAGGGCGGGAACUGUGAGAUCCCUGGCAAGGACGAUGCUGAGGAUUUCCGGCGGCUGCUCAAUACCAUGGAGGUCCUGAGCUUCAGCGUUGAGGAACAGAACAGCAUCUUCCGCAUCCUGUCCUCCAUCCUCCACCUGGGCAACGUCUACUUCGAAAAAUACGAGACGGACUGCCAGGAGGUCGCAACAGUGGUGAGCGCGACGGAGAUCCAGACCGUGGCUGAGCUGCUGCAGAUCUCCCCCGAGGGCCUGCAGAAAGCCAUCACCUUCAAGGUGACGGAAACACUGCGGGAGAAGAUUUUUACCCCCCUCACUGUCGAAAGUGCAGUGGAUGCCAGGGACGCCAUUGCCAAGAUCCUCUAUUCCCUGCUCUUUGGCUGGCUCACGGACCGCAUCAACAAGCUUGUAUACCCCAGGCAGGAGUCCCUCUCCAUCGCCAUCCUGGAUAUCUAUGGGUUCGAGGAUCUCAAUUUCAACAGCUUCGAGCAGUUAUGCAUCAACUACGCCAACGAGUACCUGCAGUUCUUCUUCAACAAGAUCGUCUUCCAGGAGGAGCAGGAGGAGUACCUCCGGGAGCAGAUCGAGUGGAAGGAAAUCCCCUUCAGCGACAACCAGCCCUGCAUUGACCUCAUCUCCCAAAAGCCCUAUGGCAUCCUCCGCAUCCUCGACGACCAGAGCUGCUUUCCCCAGGCUACAGACCACACUUUCCUCCAGAAGUGUCACUACCACCAUGGAAUGAACCCGCUGUACACCAAGCCGAAGAUGCCACUGCCAGAGUUCACCAUCAAACACUAUGCAGGGAAGGUGACCUACCAGGUGCACAAAUUUUUGGAUAAAAACUAUGACCAGGUGCGGCAGGAUGUUCUGGACCUGUUCAUCAGCAGCAGGACCAAGGUGGUGGCCAACCUCUUCUUCGGCCAUGCCCAGGUGAUGGCGCGGCAGAAGAGCCUGGUGGGGAGGAACAGCACCAGGACGCGGCGCUACAAGGCCCCCACUGUAGCUGCCAGGUUCCAGCAGUCGCUCCUGGACCUGGUGGAGAAGAUGGAGAGGUGCAACCCCUUCUUCGUGCGCUGCCUCAAACCCAACAACAAGAAGGAGCCAGGGCUCUUCGAGGCCGACGUUGUCAGCGUCCAGCUCCGCUACUCGGGCAUCCUGGAGACCAUCCGCAUCCGGAAGGAGGGCUUCCCCAUCCGCAUCCCCUUCCUUGUCUUCAUCGACAGGUACCGCUGCCUUGUCGACAUGUGGUCCAACGUCAUUCCCAAUGGGACCAACUGCGUGGAGAUGCUGAGGAACCUCUGCGCUGUCACCCCCAGCAUGUACUACGUUGGUGUGAGCAAGCUCUUCCUCAAGGAGCAGCUGUACCAGGCACUGGAAAGCAAGCAUGCCCGUGCCCAGCACCUGGCGGCGCUCACCCUGCAGCGCUACGCCCGCACCUUCUUCAUCAAGAGACGCUUCCGCUCCCUGCGCCGCAAGAUCGUCCUCCUGCAGAGCCGGGCCCGUGGCUACCUCGCCAGGCAGCGGUACCGGCGCAUGAGGCACACGCUCAUCAGGUUCAGGUCGCUGGUGCACAUCUACGUGAACCGCCGGCGGUACCUCAAGGAGCUGACGAGGAGGGAGGUGGUGGAUGUGACGCACCUGGAGAUCCCCGCCGAGCUCAUGGGGCUGCUGGAGGCCGCGAUCCUGCGCUUCAUGGGCGACCCGGGGCUGGGCGGCCCGCAGGAGACCCUCUUCGGUGACAGGUUCUCCUGCCCCGUCCAUUCCUGGAGCACCGGCGAGGACCUGGCAGGGGACAUCCUAAAGCACAGGUACCUGUUGGCUUGA